UUCACUUCCUUGGGCUCCGCGCGCCAUCCAGGGGCGCGGUGAUCCCUUAACCUGUGCGGGUCCCCUUCUAUGCCUCGGGAUCCAGCCCUCACUUCACUGAGCUCCAGAUGGCCAACGGCCCCUGGCGGAAAGAGGAAGAGAGGGUCCCAAUCAGCAAUGGACCUGUGUUGAGAACUGGGGGUCCCCUGCGUCUCCGCGACUGGCUAGUGGCACAGAUCGAGAGCGGACUCUACGCCGGGUUGCGCUGGGAAGACCCGGACAAGACCCUCUUCCGCAUCCCCUGGAAGCACGCAGCCAAGCAGGGCUACCAGGCGCAGCAGGACGCAGCGCUCUUCAGGGCCUGGGCUGUGUACAAGGGCAAGCACUUGGAGGGUACUGACAAGGAGGACCCCUCCACCUGGAAGACGAGGCUCCGCUGUGCCCUCAACAAGAGCAUCGACUUCCGCGAGGUGCGCGAGCGCAGCCAGCUGGACACCUCCCACCCCUACAAGGUCUACCGGCUGGUGUCUGACCACACCUCCCGCCCAGGUACCACCCUGCCCCUAAGGGUAGUGGCCGAGGGUGGCUCUCUGGGCAAUGAUGGACCUGUUGAGCUUGAACUCUGGGGGUACCAGGCACAGGACCUUGGACACCCCUGGAGCCCAGUGCCCUGUGAAGACUUCAACAGCCCUGAAAUUCCCGAAGUGGGAGCCAGAAGGACCUCCCGGUGCGCCGCCCGGCUGUGUAGGCUGGUGGCAGGGGAAGAGGUGGCCUGCCAACGCUCCGCCCGCGCCCUCUCCCUGGUGCCCGCAGAUUACUGGCUGCACGUGCGUCUUUUCUAUGGUCCGGCGCUGGUGCGCGAAGCCACCGCGCGCACCGCGGAGGGCUGCCAUCUGAGCCCCGGGACAGCCGCCUCCGCCGCCGCCCAGCGCCUGCUGGGGCCGCCCGCACGCUUGGCGCAGGUUCACUUCCCCGAGCCGCCGCCGGGCGCCCGCGUGCUGCGGCGCCUGCUGCCGCACCUCGAGCGCGGCGUGCUGCUGUGGGUGGCGCCCGAGGGCGUGUUCGCCAAGCGUCUGUGCCAGGGCCGCGUGUACUGGCGCGGCCAGCUAGCCCCGCACCGCGCGCAGCCCAACAAGCUGGAGCGCGAGCACACCUGCCAGCUGCUCGACACGCGCCGCUUCCUCGAAGAGCUGCACGCCCACCUGCAGGAUGGACGUCCCGAGCCGGAAUACCAGAUCCGCCUGUGCUUUGGCGAGGAGUAUCCGGGUCCCCCAGACCAGCCGGAGGAGAGGCUUGUCAUGGCUCACGUGGAGCCGUUCUUUGCCCGUGAUCUGCUCCUGCAUGCCAGGCGCCUUAACCCUGGCACCCCGCGGGGACCCCAGCAGGGCAUCCCGGAUGGCCUUUGACAGUCAACCCUAAUCGGGAUGCUUCCCCCUCUCCCACACACUAAAGGAAGCCCCACCACGGGGUGAGACACCCCAACCCUGCCCUCACUGAACCAGUGGACUUGGGGCCUCCCCCACCUAUUGCCCUGAUAGCGGACAGCUUAGGCGAUGGUGACCUUAACUCUCCCUGAAGGGAAUGGAUCCUGGAACGCCCAGCGGGGCGGAGGCCCGGCUGCUGGGCGCGGAGCAUCAGCGGGAAAUAGAAUUCGACCUUGAGGCCCCAGGAAAAACAGUAAUGGGGUUAGAAAUAGGACUAAAUCGCCUGUUGAAAGUCCAACAUGUCAACAGCUGCUUAGAGCUAGUCUUAUGGUGCCAUUGGGUUCAUUUGCUUAAAGCCUAGUUGACCUCAGGGUGGUUCAGAGUGGGAACAACCAGUAGCAGUUGCUUGGCCUCUGAGGGACUCUGGGCUUCCAGAUCCUUCCUCCCAACUGCUGCUAGUCUCAUUCCUUUAUCUGAGGGACAAUGAGGGGGAAUCCCGAAACAGAGGAUUUGAACCCUGGGUUUCAGAUGCUAACCACUGAACCACCAGCACAGUCUUUAGAGAGUGAGGCAGGAUCCCAAACAUAACCCUAAGGCAGAGGCCACAGUGGCAAUCCAGUCCCUCCCCCAGCCCCACUCAUCUUCACAAACUGUGAGUCGUGGAGAGGACUGGGAGGAUUCCCAACUGGAAGACUUAACCUCGAUGUUAAAUCCCCCCGCCUCAUGGGUAAAGCAACAUUUUUCUUCCUUUUCUGAUUUCUGACUUUAUUUAUAGGAAUCCUCUUACAGAUGCCAACAUAAUAAAUCUUUUAGUGAUGCAUUAA
This is a messenger RNA of Marmota flaviventris (yellow-bellied marmot), 2227 nucleotides long. Lineage: Eukaryota; Metazoa; Chordata; Mammalia; Rodentia; Sciuridae. The record is from RefSeq and is a predicted model, not a curated record.